AACUGUUGUAUCAGUAUAGUCGUCGUGACUUUAAGCCAUUCAGAGUCUACAAAUAGGUCAAGCGUUAAAAGUUAUGUGCAUUUUUAGUAGUCGUCAGAAAAAUGAAGACGACUUACAUUUUCUUACCCGUAAUAGGGGUACUACUUAAUUUUAUUGAAGUUUCACAGCAGGAUGAAGGCAAAUACAUUGAUCCUGCAACUCUCCCCAAAGUGGUCAAAGAUUUGUUUUCUGGGCCCAGUAUUAAUAACUUUAAAUUUAUCUGGAAAGAUAAUGACGGUACAGAAAAAGAACAGAAGGAACCUCAACCUCAACCAAAACCAAUUAUUCUAGUUUAUGGUGAAAAAAAAGGGCAAGUUAAAGCUGAAAGUGAAGGAGAUGGAUCUGCUGUCGUAGAGGAGCAAAAUGGGCAAAUCUAUGAUAAAGUAGAAGGCAAUGCUUAUGGAGAAGGAUCAUAUAAUUAUGAGUAUUAUGAUGAAGAUGAGUACAAUAUUAAUACAGAGGCACCAAAUGGAGGAAAAAUCAUCUAUAAGAUAUAUCAAGAAAAAGGAAGCAAAGAUACUGAGCAACAAGACCAAGGAUCAGGAGGUAAAGGAGGUCUCACUGGCUGGUUUGGCAAAUGGGGAGGAGGAAAAGAAACUAGUGGUAGUGAAAAUCAAGGAUCAAAAUGGUGGCUAGGAAAUUGGGGUGGUGGAAACAAAGGCGGCGGAACUGAUAAUGAUAAUGGAGGUGGGCAGGUCGAAGUGCCACCGCAAAUACAGUGUAGUCCACCUAAAUGUGAUGAUCCUGGAUGUUAUAUAGAUGGUAGCACAGAGCCAUGCCCUUCUUGUGUAUGCACAAUAACAGAGAUCAUCACUUUAUCACCUAUUGAAACUGGUGGUGGCGGCGGUGGCAGCAAAUGGAGUUGGAACUGGGGUGGAAAAGAUGACGGUGGUGGUAAAGUUACUCUGUCACCCAUUGAAAAUCCUGGUGGAGGUGGUGUCAACAAAUGGAGUUGGAACUGGGGUGGAAAUAAAGACGGUGGUGGUAAAGUUACUCUGUCACCCAUUGAAAAUCCUGGUAAUGGUGGUGGCGGUAACAGAUGGAAUUGGAAAUGGGGUCAAAAUAAUAACGGUGGUGGUCAAGUCACUCAGUCACCCAUUGAAAAUACCGGGGGAGGAAGGUGGACAGGUGGGAGAUGGAGCUGGCUUGGAGGCGGAGGAGGUGGAGAUAAAGGUGGUGGUGGCGACGAAGUUAUCACUCUAUCACCCGUUGAAACACCUGCUCCAGAAGGAGGAGGAGGAGGUUCCAAAUGGAGUUGGAACUGGGGUGGAAAUAAUGGUGGCAACAAUGGGAACAAUGGACAAACAGUUAUUCGCAAAUGGAACUGGGGAUCCACAGGAAAUGAUGGUGGCAACAAUGGAAACAAUGGACAAACAGUUAUUCGCAAAUGGAACUGGGGAUCCACAGGAAAUGGUGGUGGCAACAAUGGGAACAAUGGACAAACAGUUAUUCGCAAAUGGAACUGGGGAUCCACAGGAAAUGGUGGUGGAGCCUCAGCUAUUGGAACUGCUGUUGCAGGAUCAUCUGGAUCAGGUGGAGACUUAGGUGCACAAUCACCAUUUGGAGGAGGAAAUGGAGGAGGGGGAGGAUUUAAAAGAUGGAAUUUCAACUUCCCUGGUUCCUCAUCCGUAGCAACUUCAUCAGCUGGAACAGGUAGUGGAGUCUUUAACAUUUUCGGAAAUAGAGGAUCUUCCAAUAAUGGUGGAGUAAAUGGUUUCCGAUGGGGUGGCUGGAACUCAGGUAAUGGCAACGGAGGAGGAGGCAACAAUAAUGCUGGUAAUGGUGGCUGGGGCUCCAAUGGUGGUGGUAAUGGCAACGGAGGAGGCUACAAUAAUGGCUGGGGCUCCAAUGGUGGUGGUGGUGCAGCUGCAGCUUCUUCAAGCUCAUCGUCAAGUGGAGGUGGAGCUGCCGCGGCAUCAAGUUCAAGUACCGGAGGAGGUUCAGCAGCUGCUUCCAGUUCUUCAUCCAGCGGUGGUGGAAAUCGAUGGAAUUGGAGAUGGGGUUCUAAAGGUGGUGAUGGUGGUGGAACUGUCACUUUAUCCCCCGUCGAAACACCUGCACCAACAGGUGGAGGAUGGGGCGGAAACAAAUGGAGUUGGAACUGGGGUUCUGGAAACGGCGGCGGCGGAGGAAGCGAUGUUACUUUAUCACCAAUUGAAAAUGGUGGAGGAGGGGGUGGAAACGGAUGGAAUGGGGGUUCUGGAGGCUCUGGAGGCAGUAGUAGUGCAGCUGCCGCAGCAAGUUCUAGUGGUGGAGGUAGUGCCAGUUCCUCAGCAUCGUCCUCUUCUGGGGGUAGUGCUAAAACGUCCAAAAAAUGCGUUAAGAAGAAAAGGCUGGUAAAGAAAGGUGGAGGUGGAGUGGUUAUUAAAAAGGAAGAGGAAGAAGGAGGAGGAGGAGGAAAUUCAGGUGAAGUGAUAAUAACAAAGGAAGAGGAAGGAGGUGGAGGUGCAAAGGAAGGUGGAGGUGCAAAUGAAGGUGGAGGUGAAAGUGGAGGGGAAAGUGGAGGUGAAAGUGGAGGGGAAAGUGGAGGUAAAACUAUAAUAAUUAUUAAAAAAAUACUGGAUGAGGGAGGAAGUGGAGGCGGUGGAACUGUAGUUAAGGAAGUACCUACAACUACUCCAGCUGCAGUUACAGCUACAGCUACAUCUGCACCUGUCGAAAGAAGAACUGCGAGAAUUAUCAUCAAAAAAGUGAAAAAAGUCUCUGCUAGUGGAGAAGGUAGUGGAGAAGCAGGAGAGGAUUACGAAUACGAAGGCGAUGGUGAUCAAGCGGACGCUUCCUACCACUAUUCGAAAGAAGAAAGCAGCGGAGUUUCUUAUCACUAUUCGAAAGAAGAGAGCAACGGAGAAGGAUUUUCAUAUCAUUAUUCUUAUGAAAAAGAUGGUGAUGGAAACGUAGUUACAGAUAAAAGUCUCGUAACAGAAGCACCCGCUUCGCCCUCAACUACAGAUGAUUACUACUAUUAAUGAGCUACUGUAAGACUAGAAUGUUCUAUCAACUUAGGUGGUUAAAACUGUGAAAAAAUGCCUAGUGAGAAAAAGAUAGUUUCAGCAUAUAUUUUUUGCUUGUUUCUGUAUGCACUCGAACAAGUCUGGAAAUUCAUGCUUUCUUUUCUUUUUUUUUCAAGCAAAAGACAAUUCUUUAAAGCUUACCUGAAAUUAAAAUAAAUUUAUUUAAUUGCC
Molecule: messenger RNA, 3221 nt
Organism: Parasteatoda tepidariorum (common house spider)
Lineage: Eukaryota; Metazoa; Arthropoda; Arachnida; Araneae; Theridiidae
Source: RefSeq, a predicted model, not a curated record